GGCAAACAAAAUUCAUCUGUUCCUCGAAUGGAUGCGUUACACGCACCAUUGGAUGACCACAGUCAAGGCGAUCGAACAAGUCAUGUACCGCGAGUUCUUCGGAGUGACUACAGGUAUCCUCCCAGUCGAGGCCGCACAUUGCCAGAUGGAGGCGGCAGACAUAGCCCACUGGCAAUCUCUCACCGCUCUCCCAACCAAAGGUCGAGAGCAGAAGAAGAAGAAAGGAGACAUGACCCCUGCUGA
Messenger RNA from Bipolaris zeicola 26-R-13, 243 nucleotides. RefSeq lists its product as uncharacterized. The record is from RefSeq and is a predicted model, not a curated record. The annotation marks the transcript as partial. NCBI's taxonomy places the organism in Eukaryota, Fungi, Ascomycota, Dothideomycetes, Pleosporales, Pleosporaceae. The transcript has a single exon.